GCUCUCGUUGAAGCAGUGGUGGCGCUCACAAGAAAGUCUGUGAAUUAGUGGCAGUCCUAGACACCUACUGAUGUCAGCAACUUUGCUACAUUUACCUCAUGGCCUGCGUCGGAGGACUGAACUAUGCGGCCAUCCCACUCCUUUUUAUCUUCUGCAAGACUGACCAGAUAUUCGUUAGAGAUAACUUUACAAAACAUUCUUUCAGGAAAGUUUUGAUUUUCUUUUCAAAAGAAGAAUCCUCACUGCAGGGAUUUACGAAGUUUUUCUUUCCGCAGAGUGCACUUCUGUCUUAAGGACUAACACAGAAGACAUAUCGACUUCUGGUGAUUGUCUUCUUAAUUUGUCACCUUCUUCGCUGUUAGAACGAAUGUCCACUAUCUUUCGUGGUCCUCAGGACAGGGAUGCUGACUCAAAAAUGGAACAGAAGAGAAUCCUUUAGAACCCGAGACAAACAACCAUCCGAGGGACUUUCGAUGUCCUUAUUUUGCUGCAACUUUUAAACAGAUACAUUGGACCUUGGAAAGUCUGGUGCUGGUCAGUUAUUAAGUUUUAUUGUUGGUAUCAAUUCGUCGGAACACUUUUGUUUUCGAAUCUGUCCGGAACACUGUUUUCUCCAACAGAUCCUAAUUUCGAGGUAAUAAGAUUAAUGUUUUAUAGCCACGUAUUACUGCCGUUAAACCAGCGGACCCAGUGAAGAGACUGCUUACAACCUGUGGUCUGGAGAAGAUACCAACAUUGUGCUAAAUCUCAAGUAUUUAAAGAACAUAUUUGACAUCGUUAAAGAUCGUGCUAUCCGUGUUAUGUCCAGAGUGCUUGAGUUACAGAGCACUCACUAAAGAUGGAGUUUUUUAAACGCUGGAACACGCAUGAGUCUUCUGUUUGAAAGAUCUAUGGUGGUUGCUUUAUAAACGUAAGUUCUUGGCGGAGCAAGCAGGACCUGAGAACAGCUGCAGCACAAUUAGUAUGUAACGUGAACUUCUGUUUUAAAUAAAACAUUUGCUGUGAUGAAAGAUACAAUUCAAUAACGACAGAUCAACGGAGACUAAGCAUAAGGCCUUUACCUUUGAAAAAAGUGGAUCGCUAAAUGAAGUGAACAUUAGUGCCCCGUGGCUUGCGCUGUAUUAGCUGCAGACUUAUUUGCGACCGACAGUAAGAAAUCACGAACAUUAGUCACCAGAUAUUAAAGAAUUGACAGUUGUGUUUAGCUUUAAGACUCUAGAAAAACUCAACUUUCUUCACUCGGACUUUCUGCUGCUAGAAAACGUUGACACUGUGCUGAGGUCUCCUUUGUGAUGUGGAUGCACAGAGAAGGCGGAGAAAAGCUGGACAGGCUACAGAACUCAGCUGUGGAGAUAAGCCUGAACCCGGCGACAAAAUCUUUGUGAUGAGUCAGGCGCCGGAAAAGUGACGACCCGAUCUGGUCAUAGCUGAUCAGAUUCCAGAAUAUUCCCUGAGGAUACGCAGUGGAAAAAAGCAAAGUUUACAGAGCACGUCUCUAAGAAGGAAGGCGAAGGAUGACGAAGUCGGUGGCCACUUUCUGGUUAGCCUGUGUCAUCAUAUUGCUGACGGAACCGGCGGGUGCACUGCGCAUGUGGGAUACGAUCCUGAAUCAAUUUCAGCUCCACAAGAUGGCACGUGUCUUGGAGUCACACAAGCUGACAGGGCUGUUUGAAGAUGAGAACAUCACUGUGUUCCUGGCGACAAGCGAGGCCUUCUUUACAUUCCAGGCUAAUGCGAGGUGGUGUGCUGUGGACUCCGAUGACCCCAAGCAACUAGAGAAAAUCAUUGUGUAUGCUUCAGUGGAUGGACUCUAUCUGCAAUCUGACCUGCCAUCCAGCUCAACAGCCAUUCUUCCAUCACGCUUGGGCCCAGGACUGCCAAUAUAUUUCAACACAUUCAAAACUCAGAAAGGGGAGAUGCUGAUAAUCAAUGGGGCGCAACUUGUGCAACCAGAUAUCAGGACCGACAAUGGAGUUAUACACAUUAUUGACAGAGUUCUUGCCCCUGUUGCCAACUGGGCCACAAUUGCCACGUAUGUAGAGACACCAACACUUCCACAUCUGUCCUUCAUGUCAAUCUUUCAUGCACGCUCUGUUGUGCCGGCGCUGACACUGGAGUCUAACAGGACGGACAAGCUGUUCACUUCAUUCUCCCCCAAUGACUCCUACAUCACCAUCAUGCCAGAAUAUGGACAGCUGCCACUCUUUGAGAACACAGACCUUCUCACAAUGGUAUAUAUGGCUCAUGUGGUUGAUGGUAACUCAGUCUUCAUACCUGAUGGCUUACCGAUUGAGGAGAUAAGCGCAUUGCAGGGGACUAUCAAAUUCUCUCGCCGCAACAGUCACACUUAUGUAUCUAAUGGUCGAGUGCGUGCACGUGUAGUCCAGGCCAACAUCCCGCUCGUGAAUGGCGUGCUCCAUGUCAUCGAUAAUCUCCUAUAUUACAUCUAUCGUGAUGUCAUGCAAAUGGUGGAGUCCCUCCCAGAAGCAAGAAAGUUUUACCAGCUGAUAAAGCAGCUGCCAGAUAUAACAAAGAGUGUCCUGAAAGAUGGAAACCAGAAUCUGACUUUGUUCAUCCCAACGGAUCUCGCUUUCACCAAGAUUCCCACUUGCGGCAAGAACAGACUGGCCAUGGAACAGGAGGUCCUACUGAAGGUGAUGACAGCACAUAUUGUGGUAGGAAUGACAUUGGAUACAGAUAGUCUCCAAGUCUCUAGGUCACUGAAGGCCCUCAGUGGUGAUGUCAUUCUUGUCUCUCAAGUUAAGAGAGACACCUUCAUUGAAUGUGGAGGAGUGAGGGCGAAAGUGGAAGUGCCUGACCUGGGGACUACAAAUGGCAUAGUUCACCUAAUAGAUAGUGUACUUCUUCUAAACAACUUCACCAUCUGGGAGGCCAUAUCCUACCUUCCACUUCUCAGAUGUCUGUCAUUCUGCAGGCAGGUACAAGAGCUGACGCAAAACUUUGAUGAUAUUGUGGACAUGCUUUCGUCAUCUGAAAGCCGACUGACUGUGUUUCUUUCGAAUGAUGCAGCUAUGACGCAUGCUUCUGAUCAUGUGAUAUCACUUCUCCAGGCAUCAAGGGAAACAGUUUAUGAUGCAUUACGAGGUCAUAUGACAUAUGGCAUCAUCAACAUCCAGCACCUGGAUGCACCAGUAGAGAUUGUCACACUUGCUGGUACAUCUCUGAGGCUGUUUCACGAUGAUGACACCAUGGAUCUGUUUGUAAGCGGAAGUCAUGUGACAGCACGCGUGACAGAAAUGGACAUUUGGUGUUCUAAUGGUGUUGUUUAUGUGAUCGAUGAAGUGUUGCAUCUCCCAGUCAGAACUAUCUUCCAAGAACUCAAGAGGCAUCCCAAUCUAUCGUACAUGUGCACUCUGUUUGAAAGCCUAAGAAAUAAUGAGUUCAAUCUGAGUGAUACACAAAGAGAUUUAACUGUAUUUGUGGCUGCCAACGAAGCCUUCAGCUAUCUCCCUUGGCCUUCUGUUGACCUGCUUAUGCGUGACCUUGAUAGGACAUACAUGAUCCUGCGUGCCCAUGUGGUGCCUGACGAAAAGCGUUAUCUGAACGAGAUCUCAGAUGGUACAGGCCUGCCAGCCUUUCAGAAUGUCAUCUACCUAUUGACUGUGAAUAACAAACGCUAUGUCAUCAACAACAAUGUUAGGGCAGAAGUGCUGACCUCAGACAUCCCUGCAGUCAAUGGUCGAUUACACAUCAUUCGGCAUUUACUGUAUAUUCCAUACAACAGUGUCAUGCAGUUAUUACAGAGCAUGGAUGAGACCAGACCUUUUCAUGCACUCAUGUCAGUCAAUGAUGAUUACAUGGCUACAGUGACGUCUCUUGACCGAAAUGUGACACUCUUCAUUCCUUCAGCCCGGUACCUACGGACUGUGACAUCAGAACAGAUGGCCAUGAUGAGCGCUGAUCCAAAAAUCUUGAAACGACUGUUCCAGGGACACACUCUGCCACAAGUUCGAAUGGAUGAUGUGUUCUUGCGGCAGUAUCCAAAGGAGAAUUACAUUGAAUCCAAAAGUUCUUACAACAUGUCCUUCACAGUACAAAAAACUAAAAACGGUGUAUUUGUUGAUGGAGGUUAUGACAUACAGAUCCUUGAUGUGAUUGGCAAGGCAUUUGGAUGCACUAAUGGAAUCAUUUAUAUAAUCGAUGGCUUUCUGAACUACUCGCCUUUGACCAUCUUGGAGAGAUUAAAGAGAGAGCCGUCUGUAAGUCGGUCAUUGCAACAUAUGCUACGCUUACCUUCCCCGAAUCAAGUGGAGCUACUCAAUCAGCAAAAUCUGACCUUCACAUUCCUUAUGCCCCAUGACUUGGCAGUUGACUUUUUGAGUUAUGCUGAUCUGUCUUAUCUGCAUGAUAUGCAGGAUGAAAACCGUCAAAAGGUGUUUUGGAGACAUGCUUUGAAUGGAAGUGAAAUUACGUAUGACGACUUACGACAGGGUCGUGUGAACUCUUUUCUCCUUCCUCCUGAAGUAACUUUUUCAAAACUAGGAACGGGUCUCUAUUUCCGGUAUCAUGGCAUCAACAGUCGCGUGACACGGUGGAACUUGGUAGCCUGCAAUGGAAUCAUUCAUCUCCUGACUCAUUUUCUCUACAGAUCCCCCUCUUCCAGUACCACCUACUACCCAGCAGACACCCCAACUUCACGUACAGACCCAGUACAUGCCGUUGGUGCUAAUAAGCUGAAGCUGGGUGGGGUCAAAAUGUUGUGUGAAAUUCUGCUGGUGUCCUGUUUUGGAAGACUUGCUUUUCUGGUGAUUAGUACUUAAGUAAGAUCCAGAUGAGGACUUUUUCUUUUACAAUACAUACUGUAGAAGACCAUUGGUAUGGAAGGAGGCGUUUUAAUUGUUAUGUGAACAAUUUUUUAUUGAGUCUUGUCAAAUGCAUCAAUUUCUCAUGAAGUUCUCUGCACAAACUCACAGCUUUGUGAAGAUGCUUUUUAUUUUUGAAUUUUUGUUUGGAAAAGUCUUUUGAACUUCGGCUGUUGUAGUGCUUUGUGAGGUUUUACUUUAACUCUAUAUUCAAUGCGUCCUUAGAAAUAUGAGCUUUGCUCACUUUGCCGAGAACAUUUUGAAGUAACUUUUCUCAGGGCCUGCUUUAUGUAGGGUGGAGUCCAUUUCCUUUCCAUUGCUGCCUUAGCUUUCUCAACACUCUGUGGAGUCAGGUACCCACUCCUGACAGCUGACUGGGGAAAGUUAGCUGCUUCACACGGGUAUUAAACCAGAAUGCUUCUUGGUUGGGAAGCCGUUGCUCUAACCACUUGACUAUAAAGGAGCUUGUAUGGAAAGAAGACACAACCACCCAUAGGAGCCUGCUGUACAAAUGCACAUAUCUGAACAAAAAAUAAUAAAACAUGAUUUCUUUGCUGAAGCUAUAUGAUGAACAAGUUUCUCUCCUGGAACUGCAUAAAAAUUUACCAUUUUUCUGUGUUUGGUCAACAUAGGAAGCUGUGUCUAGUCAAUAGUAGUAUCUACAGUCUGCAAUCUUCUUUCCUAAAAUCAAAAUUGCAUGUCUUCUACAAUGUUGAAGCUUUCUAUUUUUUUUUUAGUCACACUCUCAUUGUUAAAUGUUUAUUAGGCGGUUCACUAAAACUUAACGUAGGGUAAUAUCUUUGUAACUUAUUUAAGCAUUUUUGUGUAAAUAGGCAAAGUAAUUUGAAUCUCAUUCCUCUUUUUUUUGGUAGAUUAAGUGAAGACAGAUACGACUAAAUAAUGUUUAAAACCCAUUCACUCACAUCUAAGCUGAUACAUACUGUGAAAGAAUAUGUGUAGAUACUUCCAUAGGAAGUGCAACCAAAAAUAGACAUUUUUUCUUUUUAAGACUGUCCUGUCUUGUACAACACACAUCCAUUCUCACCAUUCUUGUGGAGAUCUUUGCGCAGUCAUUGUAUGAGCAAUUCUUGACAAUGAUUACAAAGUGCUAGGAAUGAUUUUCUUUUGUUUUAUCUGAAUAACUCUAAAACGUCAUAACUUUUCUAUUCAUCAUAAACAAUUAAAACUUACCAUUGUUACUACAUUUUAAAAAUGUCAAGGGAGUUCAGUGUGUCACUUUCAUUUGCUAUUUGCGUUCUUAAGGAAGGCCAUGGGUAAAGAAUGGUGUGCUGUCUUGCUGUGACAUUAAAAGUAUACAAUUAA
Molecule: messenger RNA, 6146 nt
Organism: Pomacea canaliculata
Lineage: Eukaryota; Metazoa; Mollusca; Gastropoda; Architaenioglossa; Ampullariidae
Product: fasciclin-1-like
Exons: 23
Coding region: 1515-4781 (1088 amino acids)
Biological process (GO): extracellular matrix organization; cell adhesion
Cellular component (GO): extracellular matrix
Molecular function (GO): cell adhesion molecule binding
Source: RefSeq, a predicted model, not a curated record